UCCUCUUGUUGUCUCACCCUCAAAGCUAGUCAAUCAUCGAUCACUAUACGAUAAUACGAGUACUAAAAUUCCAUCUGCAACGACUCAGUCUCUUCUCAACCUCCUUAAUAUACUCUCUUCAAAUAUCCUCUUCACCCCCCCUCCCGGCCUCCCCUGCCCUCCCUCCACUCUCUCUCCUCUGCCAACCAAUGAAAACCUGAAUUAAAGAAUCAAUAUAUCAAAAUCAAAUUGAUUAAUUAAUUAUGGGGGGAAAUGGGAAAUUCCUCAAAUUAAAUUUCUCAUUUUACAGAAACUCACAUUCACGUUCGUCAUCAAAAGCUCAGUCUCCACCGCCACCGCCGCCGGAAUACAUCUGCCCUAUAUGCAACUCCCUUUUCACUGACCCGGUUGUUGUAGGGUCGGGUCACACCGUCGACCGCCUCUGUGCUGAGGUUUGUGAGGUUCAUAACUUUAAGCCGGAUUUCCCGGAUGGUACCCGCCCUGAUUUCUCCACUAAAAUCCCCAAUUUGGCCCUCCGCACUGCUAUCCCCACCUGGUGCUCCAAAAACGGUGUCGCUUUACCUCAGGAAAAGGAGAACGUCGCCGUCGAGAGGAUUGUGAAGGAGUUGCUUGAGAAAGAGGAGAGAGAAAAUGGUUUGAUUCGGCCAUCGGAGAGGUUCCUCAUUGACUCGGUAAAGGAUAAGGCUGACCCGGACCUAUCACACGCCGUCACCGAGUUGACUCACCGGGCCAACCGGUUCGAUACGUCGACGAGCUCCGAAGAGUCUGUGAUUGCGGCUGCUAGUCCGCUUACGCCGCUGCCGUUCACCACUCGGCCUGCUUCUUGUUGGUCCCCCUUUCAUACCUCUUCAUCGGAUACCCUAGUUUCUGACGAAGCGAUGAACCCUAACCCUAAUUUUUCCGACGACGAGGAAUUCAUAUCUAAAUUCAAGAGCUGUGACCCGUACGAGCAGGAGCAGGGCGCUAUUUCGCUGAGAAAAGCGACGAGAAAUGACGAAGAAGCUCGGGUUUCUGUGUGUACGCCGCGGUUGUUGCUUGCUCUAGGAUCGCUGCUUUUCUCGAGCUACGAGAAAGUUCAGAUAAACGCCAUAGCUGCGCUGGUGAAUUUGUCGCUUGAGAAGUCGAACAAGUUGAAGAUCGUACGGUCAGGAAUUGUUCCUACGGUGAUUCAGUUGUUGAGAGGGAGAUUGUCAGAGGCCCAAGAACACGCCGCGGGGUUGAUAUUUUCUCUCUCCUUGGAAGAGAAGAAUCGGACUGCAAUCGGUGUUCUAGGCGCUUUGCCGCCAUUGUUGAACUGCUUGUUAAGGUCAGACUCAGAGAGAACUCGGAGUGACGCGGCGCUCGCGCUUUAUAAUUUAUCGCUUGAUCAUAGCAACAGAGUUAAGCUCGUGAAGCAAUUCAACGCCGUUCCGCCGCUGUUGGCGGUGCUGCGGCAGGAGAAGGAGUCUAUCGCCGGGAGAGUUUUACUGGUGCUGUAUCAAUUAGCAGCGAGUACUGAAGGAAAGGCGGCGAUGUUGGAUGGGAAUGCGGUGGAGCAUUUGGUGUGGAUGUUAAGAAAAGGGAAGGGCGAGUUUGAGUCCGAGUCAACUCGUGAAAACUGUGUCGCAGCACUUUACGCGCUGAGUCACGGUAGUAUGAGGUUCAAGGCUCUCGCCAAGGAGGCGAGGGCGGUGGAGGUGUUAAAGGAGGUCGAGGAGAACGGUAGCGAGCGGGCAAAAGAGAAGGCAAGGCGGAUACUGGUGGUGUUGAAAGGUAGGAUAGAGAGUGAGGAUGGGCUUGGGGAGGGGAUCGAUUGGGAGGCGAUUCUGGAACCGGAUGGUGGACUGAGUCGGACUCGGAACCGAGUUGCGGUUGGUCCUGGUUUUGGUAAAACGACCGAGUUUUGACCUUGACUUUGGUAGUUUGGUUUACUUUGUUUUUGGGCAUUAAAUUUUGGGUUCAAGAUCAAGAUGUAAUUAUUGAUGACUAUGUUAGAUUGUUGGUCAAGGGGUUAUGAAUUUUGGGGAAAUUAAUUCUAUUUUUAAUUGUCAGAUUUUUAUAAAUACUUGUGGAUUUUGUAAAUAAUUAGUGUUACAUUUUGGAAAUAUGGAUGGAUUUGGAAGGUAUCUUAUUUGUUUAAUCUGAUACUGUAUAUAUUAACACUAGAAUUUUUGUCUCUGUUA
Messenger RNA from Spinacia oleracea (spinach), 2162 nucleotides. Its product is annotated as U-box domain-containing protein 38. The record is from RefSeq and is a predicted model, not a curated record. NCBI's taxonomy places the organism in Eukaryota, Viridiplantae, Streptophyta, Magnoliopsida, Caryophyllales, Amaranthaceae. Gene Ontology annotation, molecular function: protein binding; ubiquitin-protein transferase activity. Gene Ontology annotation, biological process: protein ubiquitination. The transcript has a single exon. The coding region runs from base 243 to 1886 and encodes 547 amino acids.